UCCGGCAGCACUCCGAGCCUCCCGCGCCUCCAGCUGCUACCGCACCUCCAGCCUCUAGUCUGACCAGCCCUCCCGCUUGCUUCUUCACAGAGCCCCCACUUCUAGCCCUUACCCUCCCCCAGGCCCGGGGGAGCCGGGCGCCGGCGCGGGCUACACACGGGUCAACCUCAGCCCUCCCGGGCAGAGGCGCGGAGAAAGGACCCUCCCCACUACCUCCCCGCACAGGCCCCGAGGGUGCCCCAGAAGUUAUUCACAGGCAGUUCGGAGUGGAAAAGUGAACCCCAGCGGAGAGAGAGCGGGAGCGAGAGCCCCGCGGCCCCAGCCCGAUCAUGCCCCAGUUGGGCGGAGGCGGUGGCAGCGGGGACGACCUGGGCGCAACAGACGAGAUGCUAGCCUUCAAGGAUGAGGGCGAGCAGGAGGAGAAGAUUCCCCAGGGGGGCUUCCCCGAGCGGGAUCUGGCUGACCUCAAGUCCUCGCUGGUCAACGAGUCCGAAGGCGCCGGCAGCAGCGGCCAAGCCGGGAGCGGCCCGGGCCAGACAGAGGCGCUCCGGAGAGCUCAGAACUCCCAGAGGCUGUAUCAGGACAAACUCCCAGAUGCCUUGGAAGAAGGCCUCAAGGCCCAGGACGGCAGCGGCGUCGGGAUGUACAAAGAGUCUGUGUAUUCGGGCUACAAUCUGCUGGUGCACUACCCGGCCAACGGAGUAAGUGCAGGAGCUGGAGCUGGAGCUGGAGCUGGAGCCGGAGCCGGGGCUGGGACAGGAGCCGGAGCAGGGACUGGAGCUGGAGCGGUCACGGGGGCUGGGCAACCGCUGCACACCAAGCCUGGCCAGCCCUCCCAUGGAGUUCCCCAGAUCACACCCCUCUAUGAACAUUUCAGCUCCCACCAGACACAUGUCUCUGCUGACAUCAACCAGAAGCAAGGUGUUCACCGCCCAUUACAGACCACCGACAUCUCCAGUUUCUACUCUUUAUCUCCAGGUGGUGUUGGACAGAUCUCUCACACCAUGGGCUGGGCGAGCCCACCUCUCUAUCCCCUCCCCCCUUCCUGUGGAUAUAGACAGCACUUUUCGACUGCAGUCUCCCCGGGGGCACCUUACCCUAGGUUCACCCAUCCAUCUCUGAUGCUGGGCUCAGGUAUGCACACCACUGGCAUCCCCCACCCAGCCAUUGUGCCCCACUCAGGAAAGCAGGAGCUACAGCACUACGACCGGGGCCUGAAACCUCCAUCAGAAGCCAAGCAGGAGAAAGAAGCUAAGAAGCCAACCAUUAAAAAGCCCUUGAAUGCAUUCAUGCUGUACAUGAAGGAGAUGCGGGCCAAGGUCAUCGCAGAAUGCACACUCAAAGAGAGCGCAGCCAUUAACCAGAUCCUAGGGAGGAGGUGGCAUGCGCUAUCUCGAGAGGAGCAGGCCAAGUAUUACGAAUUGGCCCGAAAGGAACGGCAACUCCACAUGCAGCUCUAUCCCGGCUGGUCAGCCCGAGACAAUUAUGGGAAGAAGAAGAGGAGGUCAAGAGAAAAGCAUCAAGAAUCUAACACAGGGGAGAAGGUGAAAGGGCUGGAGGAAUGCCUCUCUACACUCCAGGUUACCAGGGAGAAUGAAGUGUUCCUUGAAAGCCUAGAAGAAGGGCUACAAGACCCUGGCUCUCCUAAGAAAUGUCGAGCUCGCUUUGGCCUCAACCAGCAGACGGACUGGUGCGGUCCAUGCAGGAGGAAAAAGAAAUGCAUUCGGUACUUACAAGGAGAAGGAGAAGGACGCUGCACCAGCCCAGUUUCUUCAGAUGGCAGUGCUAUAGACUCCCCUCCAUCCCCUCUGGAUUCCCUCCAAUACAUUCGCCCUGCUUUUACCCCAGACCAGCUCACCAGUCCCAAUGAUUUCACACACAGACCACCAAGUUGCCCCUUCUCCCUCUCUCUCCAUCUCAAGCCUACUCCUCAUGGGGUUGGACUCCCAGCAAGGUGAUCCUCAGCCCUUGGACUUCUCAGCAGCCUUUCCAUGAAUAUUCAGCAGCAUACAAGCAUCAUGGCAACAGGAACAUAAGGAUCCUCCCUCUUCCAUUAGGCAGCCAUGUCAAAGGCAGAGGAUACUUUUGCUUUCUCCACAGAUUUCCACAUAUGGUCAAGAGCCAGCCAGACAAUCCAACAAAAACUGGCCUGGGGCCUCACCCCAUUUUCCCACAUAGUGCCCGGCCCUUAUGCAACAAAGUGACACACAGCCUGCCUAAGCUGUGGGGCCCUUCAAGUUAAGCUGUUCAGGAGAGUGGUCAGACAAAUUUCAAAAUGUCAUCCCAUAUGCCAGCCCUUUAUGUCCAGAGUGGAUUUCAGCAAGGUGUAGUAGAAGGCACACACUGGACUUGGAUUCAGAACACUUACUCUAGUCCCAGCUCCUACUACUAUCUAAUGAGCUACUGUGGGCUCAGGCAAACUACUGUCUGAAUCUCAGUUGCCUCAUCUUUAUAUAAAAUGGGAAUAACAGCUGUUCUACAAAUAAGAUAAUAGAUAUGAAAAAGUACUAUAAAAGUGCUAUAAAAUAUAAAGUAGUACUAAUUAGCCAAAUGCCCACAAUUUCUUGGUUUCUCACUGUUAAAUAUCAGCAGGUCACAUGCCUGCUUCUGAUCCUUUUGCUUUAAGCCACUGCUGGGCCCUGCCCUACCAGCCAUGCCUCCCCCUCCUAUGUAGAGCACACUCUGGAAAGAGGAACAGACAAAUCGGACACCUCAAAGUUUCACGUUCAAGACCAAAGUGCCAACUCUGACAGUGACUAGCUGUGGAAGAUGGACUCUUCUUCACAGCAAUGACGAAGAAAAACUUCUUGUUCAAAGGACAGGAAAACACUGUUUACAGAUAACCAACUGUUUUAGCCUAUUCAAGGGCCCUGUGUAAACUCAGAAGAAACAUUUAUUGCUCUGCUUGCAAUAAAUUCCACAUUAUGCCCGCGAGCUGUUCUGCAAGAGGACAGAGAAGUCUGGCCACUUCACUCAAGGGCACUGUUUGCCUUAACUGCUCAAAAUAUUUCCUAGAAACCUUAGUUUCCUCAGAAACACGUCCCAAUGACUCAAUGGAGGACGACACAGAGCGCCCAGUGCCGCCUGAUGACCGAGAUGCAGAAAACCAGUCUGGGGGUGGCUUAGCAGCAGCAGUCCUUGGUCAAAUCACUUUUCUUUUUUAAAGACUCUCUAUACAUUCCCAGGUGUAGUUGUUUAAAACCACUUGUUAGAGACUUGGUCAUUACAGUCGCGUCUUGAUUAAGGAGGAGUUUAGAUAUGGUAUUUAAGACCCAUAGAUAAACCUCAAACCUCACUUAAACUUCCAAUUCUGAUUCAAAAUUGUACUAGUAUCCUUUCAGCUAACAAAGACAGCUUAAGGCUUUCCUCCUUCGGUGCUUCCUGGGAGAUAAGACCCCAAAGGAGUUAUAAGAAGAGGGAUGAUAGGGGCAGCUAGGUGGCACAGUGGAUAGAGCACCGGCCCUGAAGUCAGGAGGACCCGAGUUCAAAUCUGGCC
Vombatus ursinus (common wombat) is the source of this 3496-nucleotide messenger RNA. RefSeq names its product transcription factor 7 (gene TCF7). Bases 330 to 1958 code for a protein of 542 amino acids. The record is from RefSeq and is a predicted model, not a curated record. Lineage: Eukaryota; Metazoa; Chordata; Mammalia; Diprotodontia; Vombatidae. The transcript is spliced from 13 exons. Gene Ontology annotation, biological process: canonical Wnt signaling pathway; regulation of transcription by RNA polymerase II. Gene Ontology annotation, molecular function: DNA-binding transcription factor activity, RNA polymerase II-specific; RNA polymerase II cis-regulatory region sequence-specific DNA binding. Gene Ontology annotation, cellular component: beta-catenin-TCF complex.